AUGUCCAAAUACUCAUCGAGUUUCUCAGCCUCUUUCCUAUUCCUCCUGUCGCCUGCUCGUUCAGACAUGUCCAAAUACUCAUCGAGUUUCUCAGCCUCUAUCCUAUUCACCCUGUCGCCUGUUCGUUCAGACAUGUUCAAAUGCUUAUCGAGUUUCUCAGCCUCUUUCCUAUUCACCCUGUCGCCUGUUCGUUCAGACAUGUCCAAAUACUCAUCGAGUUUCUCAGCCUCUUUCCUCUUCACCCUGUCGCCUGUUCGUUCAGACAUGUCCAAAUACUUAUCGAGUUUCUCAGCCUCUUUCCUCUUCACCCUGUCGCCUGUUCGUUCAGACAUGUCCAAAUGCUUAUCGAGUUUCUCAGCCUCUCUCCUAUUCACCCUGUCGCCUGCUCGUUCAGACAUAUCCAAAUGCUUAUCGAGUUUCUCAGCCUCUCUCCUAUUCACCCUGUCGCCUGUUCGUUCAGACAUGUCCAAAUGCUUAUCGAGUUUCUCAGCCUCUUUCCUAUUCACCCUGUCGCCUGUUCGUUCAGACAUGUCCAAAUACUCAUCGAGUUUCUCAGCCUCUUUCCUAUUUACCCUGUCGCCUGUUCGUUCAGACAUAUCCAAAUGCUUAUCGAGUUUCUCAGCCUCUUUCCUAUUUACCCUGUCGCCUGUUCGUUCAGACAUAUCUAAAUGCUUAUCGAAUUGCUCAGCCUCCUUCCUAUUCACCCUCUCGCCUGCUCGUUCAGACAGGUCCAAAUACUCAUCGAGUUUCUCAGCCUCUUUCCUCUUCACACUCUCGCCUGCUCGUUCAGACAUGUCCAAAUACUCAUCGAGUUUCUCAGCCUCUUUCCUAUUCACCCUGUCGCCUGUUCGUUCAGACAUGUCCAAAUACUCAUCGAGUUUCUCAACCUCUUUUCUAUUCACCCUGUCGCCUGCUUGUUCGGACAUGUCCAAAUGCUUAUCGAGUUUCUCAGCCUCUUUGCCAACAUCGUGCAACCUGAUACAAGAUGAUCAAUCGUUUCUGGAUAUUUAUCACAGAAUCUGCAUUUUGGGCUGA
Acanthosepion pharaonis is the source of this 1035-nucleotide messenger RNA. The record is from the annotation of a GenBank genome assembly. NCBI's taxonomy places the organism in Eukaryota, Metazoa, Mollusca, Cephalopoda, Sepiida, Sepiidae.